Agrilus planipennis (emerald ash borer) is the source of this 2054-nucleotide messenger RNA. RefSeq lists its product as uncharacterized. Lineage: Eukaryota; Metazoa; Arthropoda; Insecta; Coleoptera; Buprestidae. The record is from RefSeq and is a predicted model, not a curated record. The transcript has a single exon. Bases 245 to 1978 code for a protein of 577 amino acids.
CAAAAUUUAAAAGUUAAUAAUUUUUUUUUAAUCAAUAAAUAUUCAAAUCAUAAAUCAGGAAAAAAAAUGAUAAUUAGUUUAUCUUUAAAGCUGAUACGUAGUCUUUUAAUAAAAUAUUUGUUUAGAAUUGUGUAUGUACGUGAUGUAACCUAAACUAAAUAUUUGUUAACGACUUGACAAAAUACCUGCAAAUCUGCAUGUAGUAUGUAGUAAAACGCCAGCUUGGAAUUAAUAUAUUUCUAGUAUGCUACACCAAAAAUUAGCCAAAAACAUUAUCAGCGAAUUGUACCAGUAUGAAGACAUCUUUAAUCAUCACGUUGAGACGAUUCUGAAAUCUCGACUUUUACUGGAUGAAGAUGCGACUUUACUAUUAAGUUAUUGGGAUGAUAGAAGCACUUUAAGAGAAGCUAAAUGUACUAAUAAGUGGGACGUUAUUGCAGGAUGUCUGGCAGUAGCGGGUAUUAUAAGUUCAAUUAAAUUGCGGAUGUAUUUUCUCUCGUUGUUAAGUGUUCCCUUUAUAAGUAAUAUGUGGCUUAAAGGAUAUAGAUGCUUAAAUCAUUAUAAAAUCAAAAGAGAUUUCGAAGCUUUAGUGAAAUGCUUAAGUAGCAUGCAUCAACUGAACAAAACAGCAGUUGAUUACUUUUAUCAACGUGAUGUAGUGUUAGUAAAUUACCAGUUCUCAAGUUCUGGAAAUUUUAUGAAUUAUUUUUACUGUAUUCUGUUGAAGACUUUGGAAGAAAUUAAAAAGAAUAUUUUACUAAUAAAUAAAACAAUACCAGUUGCAGAGCCAUAUAAUAUGUAUGUGGUAAAUUGGGAUUUGGAACAAUUCAAAUUGAAUGAUUUUAAUGAUUACAAGAAGACAUUACUGCAAUUGGAAAAAAUGAGUGAUUUUUAUGUGUUAAUGGUCUCAAAUUUUCUUAGCUGCAUUGGUUUAAGUCUGUGUGUAAACUUAUGGCAAUGUCCUACAUGCAAUUUUAGAAUUAUAUUUAAAAAAGUUGUGCCUUCUACAUUAAAAAAUUUAGAAAACUCAGUUAAUGAACUGGUUCGACAAUUUAGUCAAUUACGCUACACUCUUACAGAUAAAAAUGACACUGAAAACAUGGAAAUCAGAGCAUUAGAUAGCAAGAAGUAUGUUGCUUUAUAUAAACCUCUAGAGGGUUUUCUAUCCCAUUUACAGAUAACAUUUGAUAUGGCAAAACUAUUAGAAAACAAUUUAAAGUCAAAUCAAAAUGAUAUUGCUGCUAAUUCCAAUAUAGUCACAGCUGUAUGUAACCAAUUUAAUGUUUGCAAUGAGAAUUUGCAUUCUUUUGUCCAAAACUAUGAAAUAAUUGUUAAGCGAUCACUUAGACCAGCCCUGAAAGAAAACAAUUCUCCAAGUGAAAGUAACGAAGAAUUAAAUGAUAUGAAAGCUGAGACAAAGAUAAAUAAAAAUCAAGACGAUUCUAUAGAAAACUUGGAAGAUGAGGAGUAUAAUUUGUAUGUAGGUUAUUCAGACGAUGAAGAGGACGAUUUUAGAACAUCAGUUGAUUAUGUGGAUCAAAUGCCUAUUGAGUAUUUGGAGUUAAUGUUAACAGAACUGAAAAGGAAACUUGAUGAACGGAAAAAAUUAAAAGAGAAACGUUUAAAUCCUCUACAAGAUGGUAAAGAUGUGGGACCUAAUGUUGGUUGUAAUCUGCAAAAUUUCGAUGUAAAUUCAUAUUCAGAAAUAUCUUCCAUUGAAAGCCAAUCAAACUGUAAAAUGGAUAAAAAUGAAGUUGCUGUUUCUGAUGUACUUUUGCCACUGGCAACUCCUCCACCACCUCCAUUGCCCCAAAAAGUUAAUAAUUUAAAAGAUAAUGCACAAAUAGUUACAACAGCUAAUGAUACUCAACAACCAGGAUUCUUGAAUGAUAUUAAACUUCUUGCUCAACAAUUGAAUAGAAAAGAAGACACCUUCGGAUUUGGAAGUGAUUUGUCAGAUUCUGAUAAUGAUAACUAAAACAAUAUAAUACUACAUAGUAACAUAGCUACUUCAACCUUGUUUUCAUGUUGCAUUAAAAGUUUCUCACACUUUU